GACUCCAACAUUAUCUUAAACGACAUGGCCGUCUUCAUGAUAAACAUCUGUAAAUUCAAUGGCUGUGGCAUUACAUUCCCAAGAUUGGCGGAGCUAAUAGAACAUAUAGAAGAUGUCCACAUUGACUAUGAUCCAGCAGUUGUUGAACAGAAAGAAGCGUCACAGCCAGCAUGUAUACCCCUAAGUUACGUAUUGAGAUUCUUCACGGAGGCAUCCAAGCGGGAAAUUCACAACCUUCCACCAGUACCGGAUGUCCGGCGUCGUCUGCUGUCCGCACCUAAUACACCAUCUGUCCGGAGCAAUACUCCUACUGGAAGUGAAAUGGACGAAGACGAGAUUAUGAGUCCAUCAGAAGAUAGUAAUGACUCUUGGACCACUGUCGAAGAAUACAGCUCCGACUACAUAUUGCGAUACGGUGUCAAAAUGAACGCGAGUGCAUUAUCUGGUGCGUUAGGUCCAGCGGCUCAGGAGAAGCCUUUCGCGUGCCCUGUGCCCGGUUGUAAGAAGCGAUACAAGAACGUAAACGGCAUCAAAUACCACUCUAAAAAUGGACACAAAAAGGAUGGAAAGGUAAAAAAGGCAUACAAAUGCCAAUGCGGCAAAAGUUACAAAACCGCUCAAGGCCUUAAAAGUCACUCGUUGACCCAUCAUAUAACAGCCAGAGCCCCGUUAGUGGUGACCGCUGCGCCUGCGAGGCAAAUGAACAUAGAUACAGAUAGUAAACUGGUCCGUAUAUACGACGCGCUUACAACCAAAGAACUACCCGCAUUUACUAUUCCAAAGCAUAACUUGAGCGCUUUGGGGAUGCUGCCUUCUUUAACCCCAAACAUGGACAAAAUGAAGAUCGUCGCCCCAAAGGUAACCGUACAGAAUACGCAGCCAAUAUCGGUCAUGCCUUCAUUCAACGAUUCGGCCAAUUAAAAACAUAGUGUGAAUAGGGUUGCCACUUUAUUCUUACCUUAUUUUGUCCUAUAAGUUGCUGAUUAAACAAAUUAUUCAAUAAUAAAACUAUAAACCAGAUUACUAUAAAACAUUUUAAAUAAGAUCUUAUUCUAUUCAUUAUUCUAGUGAAUUUGGCAUUUACAAUUCUAUAUUUUUGAUCUUUUAAAAAACUUACGAAAUUCGACAUUCUUGCUUCGACUAUAGCUUGAUUAGAGCAGUCGCGAUGUGCGAAGGGAUUUUUUUUAACUAUUUUUUUAUGUAUUUCUUGUGUGUGUAUUUCUAGUAGAUGUUAAAAACCAUUCUCGUUUUGCAAAUAAAUCGGUUAGUGUGUUUUAUUAUACAAUUUUAUUUGGAAACUAAAGUGGCAACCCUUUGUCAAUAAGUUGAAAAAUAGCAAGAUACGAAUUUAAAAUCAUUACUUUAGUUACGAACUUACAGUUCCUAUUAUAAGAAGUUACAGAAAAAAAGCUUCAUUCUCAUCUAUUUAAUGUUUGUUAUGUCUCUUAAAUAUUUAUCUCCCAUUAAAUGCAGGUGUCUAUGCUAAAGCUUCAAGCUUAUUCACGUGCAUUGUUUUAUUCGUACUUAGUACUAUUUAUAUUGCACAAACUCAGCACCUUCAUCUAACGGGACCGUGUUUUUAUUUUCAUUAGACAAGAAGUUAUUUAUUUGUUUUUUUUUUUAAUGUUAGACUAGAGUUUAUAGUGAUUGUAAUCUUAAAGAUUCAUUAUGAUGUAAGCUCAGAAUGAGACUGAUAGUUGUAGCACGGACAUUCGGUCAGAUGUAGUGGCUUGGAGGGAUCCAACGAAAGUGGUUUCAUGUUUUUUUUUAUUUUGUGACUUAAAAAUAUUUUUAACAUAGUAUUUUAUUUUCCUUACCAUGUGCGCGUGUAUAUUUCAUUUAUGCAAUUGUUUAUUAGGUAUAGGUGUGAAUAUUUAUGAUCAGCCCAAAAAGAAAUAAAAUGUACUUGUUUUUCGUUGGAUUCUUUUAUUUGAUAAACUGAUGGUCAAUUGCACAAACGUCCAUUAAGGUUUAAUGAUGCCUUUAGUUCUGAUAAAUUUCAAAUUUGUAUGGAUAAUGUCGCUUUAAACGAAUGAAAACUUUAAUGGAUGUUUGCGUAACUGGCUGUGAGUCUUAUGGUUUAAGUAAAAUAAAUUGAAAGAAAACAGAUCUUAUUGUGCUGUCAAUCUCUUUCUGAACCGUGUAUGUGAUGGCGUUAUACGGUAUUUGUUUUGAACAGAUUAACUCUUUGAAAUGUUACCGUAUGCUUAUUCGUCACUGUAAACGUUUACUAUAUCUACCUUAUACUGUCUUCCUUCUAAACGUCAGCCGGAGUCAGUAUUUGCUGUCAAGUACAAAAAUUAAAGGCCAAUUACGUACACACUAAAAAGUCGAAAAAAUAAUUUUCUUUUAAAUUAAAAUUGACAAUUGUAAAGAAAAAGAUUUUAACAUUUAUUUGUAGCAUCUUAAAUUUGUAGACUGUGAAAAUGUUCGAAUAGAGUACUGUCACGAUAUCCAAAUUAGUUUGAAUGAAAAAAAAAUACGAUGAUUAGUGUGCAAGUAAUAAGUCUGCAAUAAGGUUUUUUUUUAAAGCAAUAAUGCCGAAUAAUGGGAUUCUAUAUUUUAAUACAUCCUCGAUACAAGGUUUGUUGUUCCUCAGUUGUUGGGAUUUGGCUUAAUAUAUUUUAUUAAUAGAUACAAAUUUGAAAUUCCUAUCUUUACUUGAUGUCACAAAGGUGAAUUUCACGCUUCCAUGUCUACUUUUGUGUCCAGUGUUGCUACCGCUUAACUCUCUAGACAUAGGAUAUUUCGUUUCAUUUUACUCUUUCACAUAUCUUUUAGUGGAUAAAGUUGGUCACACUGCUAUGUUUUAUCAUUCGUUCGUCGUUAAUAAGGACCAUGUCAAAGUUAGUAAAAUGAAAAGGAUUAUCGCCGUGAUACCGUUAAGAUAUCGCAUCCUAUGGCUAGCCAUGUCUUGAGAGAUAGGCGUCGCACCCCUGAAGCUCCUAUACUUAGGUGUAAAAAAUGUUAAUGUUUUCAACAAUUUCUUUUGUGCCAUUACCUACCUAAAUACAUAAAAACCUGUCCACAUGAAUGUGCGUACUUAAUAUUAUAUACAUUUCAACUCACGUAGAGUAGCUUCAUUAAAUUAUUUAUAAUUGUCUUUGAACAUUUACAAAAUGUUAGUUUUUAUAUUAAGCUAUGGGAAAAAUUACAAAAAAACAACAUAUUGUCUUAAGUGUCGUAUAUUGAUUUAGGAUUAAAGAUAUACUCGUAAAUGUGAUAAUAAUACUU
Messenger RNA from Diatraea saccharalis (sugarcane borer), 3234 nucleotides. The record is from the annotation of a GenBank genome assembly. Lineage: Eukaryota; Metazoa; Arthropoda; Insecta; Lepidoptera; Crambidae.